CCGGAGACACUAGGGUCUCGGCCACGCCCCCGAGCAGUGCGGAAAGCUAAGGUGGCUGUGAGCCGCGGUGUUCCAGCCGGUGACUGUCCUCCCAAGGAGCGGGCCUGGGACUGGACUGCUUGACCUCCCGCCUCCGGGGCUGCCUGUGAGGAACGCGGAGCUUCCAGGACACGGGCGCCUCCCCUUAGCUGCCCGCCGCCCUGCCUGCGGCGCCACCUCUCGCGCGGGACGCGAGCCAGGCCGGGAGCCAGGCCGAGCCGCUAAUCCUGCCUUCCAGUGUGCUUUUUGCAUCGUUUGACAUUUGGGUUCAGUUAAACUUGGGACCUCAACGAAGAAGGACCUGUUUGGUUUUGUUAUUAGUUUUUUUGUUUGUUUGUUUCCAACAUGGCAGCCUCCAGCCGCGCACAAGUUUUAGAUCUGUACCGGGCGAUGAUCAGAGAGAGCAAGCAUUUCAGCGCCUACAAUUACAGAAUGUAUGCUGUCAGGAGAAUAAGAGAUGCCUUCCGAGAAAAUAAGAAUGUAAAAGACCCUGCAGAAAUUCAAGCCCUGGUGAAUAAAGCCAAACGAGACCUUGAGGUAAUCCGCAGACAGGUCCAUAUUGGCCAACUGUAUUCAACUGACAAGCUUAUCAUUGAGAAUCAAGAGAAGCCCAGGACAUAGGAAGCAGCCUCCACAGCAGAACUGGCCACCUUCAGCAUCCAUUCUAUACGGUGGAACCUCCCAAUACUGGAUGAAAUAGCCUCCUGCUCUGCCUGCCUUGAAGGAGCUGAUAAACUGAGUCACAUUUGCAUUCUGUCACAGCUGUUAUGUGAAGAAAUGGCUGUGCAUCCUCAUUUCCGGUGUUAGAAUGAAGAGCUGGAGGUCACUCAGAAUAAUGCCAUAUGUUACCGUGUCUCCUCGCCAUCCCACCCCAUCUUACAGAUCACCCACAUUUGUAUAGAGCUUUUGCAGACUCUGUGUCUUGGUCCUUAAGAGUAAACAUAAUUAUCUCUCUAUCCUUUUGUACCAAAUAAACCCAUUACAAAGAA
This is a messenger RNA of Apodemus sylvaticus (European woodmouse), 1028 nucleotides long. RefSeq names its product LYR motif containing 4 (gene Lyrm4). Gene Ontology annotation, cellular component: mitochondrion; L-cysteine desulfurase complex. The coding region runs from base 385 to 660 and encodes 91 amino acids. Gene Ontology annotation, biological process: iron-sulfur cluster assembly. The record is from RefSeq and is a predicted model, not a curated record. NCBI's taxonomy places the organism in Eukaryota, Metazoa, Chordata, Mammalia, Rodentia, Muridae. The transcript is spliced from 3 exons.